AUGGUGCAUACUUUCCUGUCCCUCGCAGUGAACACAGAGGUCCACUGGGGAGUAGGGCUGGCUUACAAAAUGUGUUUGAAGUUCAAAGACAGGAUGGAGCUGUGGAAGGUUUUCUGUGGUGAGGGACCAAGAGUAGAAGGAGACGCCUCCCGACGACAGACUUUUGUAGAAUCCUUAUCCUCAGUUCUUCCACCUGUGCCUCCUGCUGUCCACAGUCUCCAAGCAAGAUACAAAUUCCGUGCUGUCUUUGUGCCUGUUAAUUUCCACUACAUCCUUAUCCUCCGCACAGGAUUCAGGCAUCAACCCGAAUUGUAUUCCGUUAACCUUGCCGAUGGUGACUGUUAUAAAAGUGAAGAGCUGGGAGGGGGGAAUGUGGCUACUCCUUCUCGGAUCAAAUGUGUUGUUUCAUACGUUAGUGAAGACAUGGAAGGGUUAAAUCAUCUUCUCUACUUAUUUUACCUGAAUUCCAGUUAUCAGUCCUGUGUGGGGACUUUGAUUGCCUCUCAGUGGGUCUUGACAGCAGCACACUGCUUCUUACCAGAUCUUCAGAUCAUCUUUUAUGGCAGUUCCACAAAUCUUCGAGACUUUACUGGGGAGAUUGUACCUUAUGAGAGGAUCAUUAUUCACCCAAACUUCACUGUUACCUCUCCUAAGGAUGACCUCAUGCUGAUAAAGCUGCUUGUACCUUAUACCUUCUCCACCAAAAUUUUUCAGUUGCCUACUCUCAAGAAUGCAGUUAAAGAUUGCUUGAUUCACACUUGGUUAGACAACAAAGACUUUAUUGGAAAUUCAAACCACAAGCUGCAGAGAGUCAAGAUUCAACUGAGCUCUAAUAUAAACUGCAAAAAAUUACUGGGUGAAAAACUCCUUGAAGACAUGUUCUGUAUAGGACCCAUGCUAGGAAGCCAAGAGCCAUGCCAGGUGGUCACAGCUGCACCAGCCAUAUGUGGUGGUGAAUUACAAGGAAUUUUGUCUUGGGAAACUGGAUGUAUUCUCACAGGAUACACUGUUGUCUUCACUGACCUACACAGCUACAUUCCAUGGAUCAAGAACAUUAUGUCUACAAAAUAAGCUGAUAUAGAGCUCCAUUGACUCCCUUACCUCCCAGCUGAUCCACAGCAACCACAUUAUGUAUCUCAGUCCCAGUCUUUCCUAGGAUCUAGGCUUGAUUGGAGUUCCAAAAUAGAUCGUUGAUGACUCCUG
This is a messenger RNA of Odobenus rosmarus divergens (Pacific walrus), 1203 nucleotides long. Its product is annotated as probable inactive serine protease 58-like. The coding region runs from base 1 to 1071 and encodes 356 amino acids. Gene Ontology annotation, biological process: proteolysis. The record is from RefSeq and is a predicted model, not a curated record. NCBI's taxonomy places the organism in Eukaryota, Metazoa, Chordata, Mammalia, Carnivora, Odobenidae. The transcript is spliced from 7 exons. Gene Ontology annotation, molecular function: serine-type endopeptidase activity.